GUCACCAGGAAGGGGAAGCAGCUUGUAAACAGGAUUGCUUGUGUGUAUAAAGCAGCGUUACACCGUAGAGCCAGUUGACCUGCUCAACCUGCACCUGUCAGCCAGCAAAGACCUUUCAUCAUGGCGCUGGCUGGAGUGAGAGUUCUUGAGCUGGCGGGCCUGGCUCCAGCACCGUUCUGUGGCAUGAUCCUGGCAGACUUUGGAGCCAAGGUGAUCCGCGUGGACCGGACCAAGGUUGCCAUGUCUUUGGAUACACAAGUACGGGGGAAACGAUCUGUGGCCGUCAACCUGAAGACGUCAGAGGGUGUAGCCUUGCUCAGGAAGCUCUGUGUCCAGUCUGAUGUGGUCCUUGAGCCCUACCGUAAAGGUGUGAUGGAGAAGCUGGGCCUCGGUCCACAGGAACUGUUAAAGGAAAACCCUCGUCUGAUCUACGCUCGGUUGACGGGGUACGGACAAAGUGGAUCUUAUGCCACCGCAGCAGGGCAUGACAUCAACUACCUCGCCAUGUCAGGUCUUUUAUCCCAGCUGGGUCGUAGUGGAGAGAAGCCCUACGCUCCGUUGAAUCUCAUAGCAGACUUUGCAGGAGGUGGUCUUACCUGUGCUCUGGGGAUAGUCCUAGCCCUGCUGGAGAGGACGAAGUCAGGGAAAGGACAGAUCAUUGAUGCCAGCAUGGUAGAAGGAGCCGCAUAUGUUGGUUCAUAUGCGUGGAAAUCUCGUAACAUCGGUAUGUGGGACCGUCCUAGAGGACAGAACAUGCUGGACAGUGGAGCACCCUUCUACGAUACCUACGAGACUGCCGAUGGAAAGCAUAUGGCUGUGGGAGCCUUAGAACCGCAGUUCUACACACAGCUACUUCAGGGCUUAGAGUUGGACGCCGAAGCAUUACCUCCUCAGAUGAGCUUCACUGAUUGGCCAGAGCUGAGACGGAUCUUCACAGAGAGAUUUGCUUCAAAAACCCAGGCGGACUGGUCAAGGGUUUUUGAUGGGACUGAUGCCUGUGUUACACCUGUGUUGUCUUUUGACCAGGUGAGCUCACACCCACACAACCGGGAAAGAGCUUCUUUCAUGAAGGACUCCAGCGGGGAGGAAAGCCCACGGCCGGCCCCGGUUCUCUCUCGGACUCCUGCAGAGCCUUGCUUUGCCUCCGACCCGGUUAUCGGAGAACACACAGUUGAGGUCCUGAAUGAGUACGGGUUCACGUCAGCAGACAUAGACCAGAUGCUAUCAGCAGGGAUAGUAGAGUGUAAUGCUGUCAAAGCAAAGUUGUAGAGAUAUAUAACUAAUAUCAGUGAUUGAUUUGGACAAAAAAACAAAAACACAACUACACCAGACCAGAUUCCAUUCUCAAAUGUAACACUUUCCAAAUAUUUCGUACCGACAACGUUAUGUUAAUUUCACAGGUUCAACUGACUUUAGCAGUUUAUAUAACAGACACUACUGUCCUGUUUGCUGCCUUGUUCAUGGACUAAUAUUGGUGCUCUGCUGCAGAAUGAAUAUAGGGAAUACUAUAGCUGAUAUUUGGCAUUAUCUUUGGCAUAAAAAAAAAAUAUAUAUAUAUAUACAUAUAUGCCAGGCAGGGGUUCCUAUUGUACAAUUAUAGGGGAAACACUGGUCUAAGGAAGAAUUGUGCUAAAUUUCCCAGUUUAUUUGCCAAAAGAAUUUGUGUACACAGAUUGUUAAAUCAGCAGCACCAAAAAUAUUAGUUAAAUACAGCCUUAAUUGUUGUACGUUUAAUGCCUAACGUACAGUGGAUGUGACUGUGUUGCAUUCCAGUUGCUCCUGUGGUUCUGUGGCGCCUCUGUCCGUAAUAUACUGUAGUUAAGAGAUGUUUUAUUGCCUCUGACUUUCUUUAUGGUCACUCAUUUGAAAUGUUAAUACAGACCAUCUCAGAGUGCGGCUUUUUUAAAUUUUAUCCGAUGAUGCCGUGAUUAUAAAAUAAAUGGUUGGGAAUGACUGCCUAGUUAACGGGUAGUAUUUAUGUGUUUCAUUCAGAUUUCAUACCCAUUCCAUUGUCUGAUAACAGAGACAGGAAAUGAUGUAAAUGAAAACAACUAAAUUGUGACUUUAACUGCAUUAAAACACAUUACAGAUGAA
Molecule: messenger RNA, 2094 nt
Organism: Sebastes umbrosus (honeycomb rockfish)
Lineage: Eukaryota; Metazoa; Chordata; Actinopteri; Perciformes; Sebastidae
Gene: amacr
Product: alpha-methylacyl-CoA racemase
Exons: 6
Coding region: 121-1269 (382 amino acids)
Biological process (GO): bile acid metabolic process
Cellular component (GO): mitochondrion
Molecular function (GO): alpha-methylacyl-CoA racemase activity
Source: RefSeq, a predicted model, not a curated record